AUGUCGCUUAACCCAGAUCUGUCUGUAUACAGUCUGACGAUCCGGCCAUCCGUGACGGGAGUCAAGUGCUGUAUAGGGAAUUUUACGGGAAACAAGAAACAGCAGGAGGUUGUGAGAGCGACGGCGACAAGCAUAGAGCUAUGGAAACUUAAUAGAAACAACGGAGACUUCUACAAAGUCGUUUCUCAGAAUACUUUCAGUCAUCUUCGGACAAUCGAAUGUUUGCGGAGCAGUGGUUCGGAGAAAGACCUGUUGAUUGUGACUUCAGAUAGCGGAAAUCUGACGGUAUUGGAAAUGAACAAUGCCAAGGGACGGUUCGAGAGCGUAUCUAACGAGCCGUAUUUCAAGACGGGGCUUCGAAGAAUCUCGCCGGGAGAAUAUAUUGCUGUUGAUGGCCUUAGUCGGGCGGCAAUGGUUGCGGCCAUUGAGAAAAACAAGUUCGUAUACAAAUUCACUGCUGAUCACAAACACAAUCUACAAGUUUCUUCUCCGUUGGAAGCCAACAAAUCCAAAGUUAUAACUUUCGCCACUUGUGGGUUGGAUGUUGGAUUUGAGAAUCCGCAGUUUGCCUCUUUGGAGUGCGAUUACUCCGACUUGGAGGACUCGAACAAAAAGCUAUUCAAAACUCUGUGUUAUUAUGAGCUUGACAUUGGUCUCAACCACGUGGUGAAAAGAUACAGCGAGGACGUGAGUUUCUCAUCUAAUUUAUUGAUUGCAUUGCCUGGUGGUGGCCAGGGACCUUCUGGGGUUUUGCUAUGUUCAGAGGGUAUUAUCCAGUAUAAGUGUUUGUCGAAAAUGACACACACGAUUCCGAUUCCUCGACGGAAUGGCCAGAAGAAACACAGUCGGGCAAUUUGUGGAGUUGUUCACAAGCUGAAAAAUACCUUUUUUGUUCUGAUACAAACAGAGCUUGGUGACUUGUUCAAGGUGACGCUUGACUAUAUUGUUCAAGAUAGCGACGAGUCUCGUGGAGAGGCAGGGUUGGUGAACUCUGUGGAGAUCCAGUAUUUUGACACGAUGCCGAUUUGCAGCUCGUUGCUGAUUUUCAGAGCAGGAUUCCUAUACGCCAACUGCGAGUCUGGCGAUCAAUAUUUGUACCAAUUUGAGAAGCUGGGCGACGAGAACGCCAGGAAGUUUAAUUCGCAAGAUUAUCCCGACGAGAUUGCAGUUUUGAGCGAUGAAAACACAGAGAUCGAGACCAGACCGUUUGAGAACCUGAAUCUCGUCAAUAUUGUCGAAAACAUCAACCCCAUGGUGGACGCGAGACUGCAUAAUUCUAAUGAAACCACCAGUCUUCCAGUCAUCUAUUCUCUUUGUGGCACCGGACCGCGGUCUGCUUUAAAAGUGUUGAACCACGAGUUGCCGUUCAGUGAGCUGGUUGCACAAGAACUGCCGUCUACGGUGAAAAAAGUAUUUGCAUGCAAAUUGAGCAGAGACGACGAAUACGACAAAUACAUCGUUCUUUCCUUUGUUGAUGGGACGUUGGUUCUUCGAAUUGGAGAGGAGGUCGAGGAGGUGGAGAACUCGGGUCUGAACCUGGGCUCUAAUACACUCGGCGUGUUCCAGAUCGGGAACAACUCGUUGGUGCAAGUCCAUCCAACUGGAGUCAGACAGAUCUUCUACCAGGACGAUUCCCCGCAGAAGACAACAGACUGGGCUCCUCCACCGGGUAUCCGCAUUUUGCAUUGUACAGGAACAAACUCGCAACUCGCCGUGGCACUGUCGAACCGCGAGGUUGUCUAUUUCGAGCUGGAUGAGCUUGACAGACUUAUCGAGUACAACGAGCACAAGGAGUUUGGGUCGCAGAUCACAUCUAUCGCCUUGGGAGAACUCCAGUCCGGAGAAGCAAGGUUCCCAUAUCUGCUAAUUGGGUGUCAGGACAAGUCGCUGACUGUUCUGUCCACUGACUUUGAGUCUACACUUGCGACCAUCAGCGAAGAAGUUCUGAGUUCGGCCGCUUCUUCUUUGAUGGUUUGCUACAUGCGCGACACAGCAGUUGUUCUGAGCAAAGAUGCGGACGACGACGACGAGGAGUCUGAGCUGGCCACUUCCGUGCUAUACGUGCACAUUGGAAUGGAGAGUGGAGUCUACGCUCGGUUGCAAAUGGAUCUCCGGUCUGGUGAUCUCUCAAACCCAAGAAACAAGUACACCGGUCCCCGUGGAGUGCAGCUGUCCAAGCUGGAAGUGACAGGACAGAACGCUGUUUGUAUCUUGUCGUCGCGAACCUAUCUGGGAUACUCUCGGCCGUCCGAGUUUAAAAUCACUCCUCUGACCAAACCGGUUUUCGAAGACGUUUGUUCGCUGAAGAGUCAGGAUAUCCCAGAAAACGGUGUUUUGGCCGUUUACGGGAACAACCUGGUCAUCUUGACCAUUGAUCAGCUGGAGAACGACACACUGAUAGAGAAUAUCGGUCUGCGGUACACCCCAAGACAUCUUUGUGACUGCACCGACAAGAACGGGAUCAUGUACAUUUUGGAGAACGAUAUGGACACCAAGGGCCAUAUUGACGAAGACAAGUCUGAGGAGUACCAGCAGUUUGGCUACGACAGGGUCGAGGGCCAAUGGGCAAGCUGUAUCCAAGCUAUUUCGGUGGCAGAGAAAAGAGUUUUGCAAACGGUGGAGAUGGCCAACGAAACGGUGUUGCGCGCGUGUUGGGUCAACUUUGACAGUAAGGAGGGCCAACCUUUCCUUGCUGUUUCGUCUGCACAGGGUUUGAAGCUGCCUUCGCGGAACAACAACGGCGCGUUCAUCAGUCUGUACAAGAUUGCCUCGAACGGAUCGUUGGAGCUGUUCCAGAGGACGAAAACAGACCACAUUGUUUGUGCGCUGACUCCGUUUCAGGGAAGACUGCUUGCUGGAUGCGAGAACGAGCUGAUCCUGUACGACGUUGGACUCAAACAGCUGGUCAAACGGUCGAGCACAAGACUCGACUGUUUCCAGAUCGUCGACCUGAAAACACAGGGAUUCCGCGUGGUGGUGGCCGACGUGCGCGAUAGCGUGCGGUUUGCCGUGUUCAAACCGCUGGAAAACGUUUUUGUGGACUUUAUCGACGACUCGAUUCAGCGGCACGUGACCAGGAUGUUGCAACUGGACUACGACACGGUGGUUGUUGGCGACAAGUUCGGCAACAUUUCGAUUCUGCGGUGUCCCGAGCAGGUUUCUGAGAUGAGCGACGAGGACAAUCACGGGUUUUUGGUCAAGAUGCGGCGCACCAAGCUGGAAAACCCGGUCAACUUCUAUGUUGGAGACAUGCCAACGUUCUUCCAGAAAGGAACUCUCACCAUUGGCGGGUCCGAGUCGAUCAUCUACGGGUGUCUACAGGGUCAGAUUGGCUGUCUACAUCCGUUGACCAGCGUUUCGGAGAUCAAUUUCUUCAAAGAACUGCAAAAACAGAUGAUCAGAGAGUUCUGCUCUCUUACAGAGCGAGAUUAUAUGAAAUUCAGGGGCUACUACAACCCACCGAAAAACUGCAUCGACGGCGACCUGAUGGAAGAAUACUACCACCUGCCGGGAGACAAGCGGAUCCGCAUCGCCUCCAACAUGGAUAGACUCCCCAGAGACAUUGACAGACGUAUCAGCGACAUGCGGUCCAGACUCGUGUACUAG
Molecule: messenger RNA, 3606 nt
Organism: Ogataea philodendri
Lineage: Eukaryota; Fungi; Ascomycota; Pichiomycetes; Pichiales; Pichiaceae
Exons: 1
Coding region: 1-3606 (1201 amino acids)
Biological process (GO): mRNA splicing, via spliceosome
Cellular component (GO): U2 snRNP; nucleus
Molecular function (GO): protein binding; U2 snRNA binding
Source: RefSeq, a predicted model, not a curated record